Messenger RNA from Zeugodacus cucurbitae (melon fly), 835 nucleotides. RefSeq names its product cuticle protein (gene Cpr30F). Gene Ontology annotation, cellular component: extracellular matrix. The record is from RefSeq and is a predicted model, not a curated record. NCBI's taxonomy places the organism in Eukaryota, Metazoa, Arthropoda, Insecta, Diptera, Tephritidae. The transcript has 2 exons. Bases 153 to 572 code for a protein of 139 amino acids.
AUAUAAAAGUUGGCAGCUAAUUGAGUAGAAUCAUAGUACAGCGCAGUUGUUCCUCGAGUACAAAUCGAAUUCCACAGUACAGUAGUACGAAAAAGUCUGUGUUCAGUCAACUUAAAUUACAGUCCUUGAAGUCCUUCGAAAACACAUACAAAAUGUUCACUUUAUUCGGUCUAUUCAUCAUCGGUUUGGGUGCCACCACCGCCAUUGAAUUGGGACAUGCACCACUCUUGCUGAAGCCGGCGCUAGUCAAGACUGUGGAAGUCGAGGCACCAGCUCACUAUGAUUUCUCCUAUUCGGUGCGCGAUGACCACACUGGUGACAUUAAGAGCCAGACGGAAUCGCGUAAGGGUGAUGUAGUGCAUGGACAAUACUCUUUGAUUGAUGCCGAUGGCUAUCUACGCACCGUGGACUAUACAUCCGAUGCCCACAAUGGCUUCAAUGCGAUAGUGCGUCGUGAUCCACUCGGCCAGAAGGUGGUUAAGGCCAUAGCACCUGUUGCCAAAGUACUUGCACCCAUUGGUAUUGCACCGAAAUUGCCAUUGCUCUCCUUGGGACUUUCCAGUAAGUACUGAGCAUAGACGACAACGAAGCGAAUUGGAACGCAUAACAGUUUAGUUGGUUGAUCUAGCUGUUGAACCAACACUUUGUCACACAACCAAAUCAUUGAGAAAUCAUUCAGCAAUGCAUCAACUUCUUAAUCAAAUCGAUACUACGGGUAGUUUAACUUACAUUUACACAUAUGCAUACAUAUAUACGUAAUAUAUAGAUCUUUUAAGUUCAGCACAUUUUGAAUACUUUAAUACUCAUACGACAACCACGAAACACUGCAUACAAA